Messenger RNA from Capsicum annuum, 4268 nucleotides. RefSeq names its product diphthine methyltransferase homolog. Lineage: Eukaryota; Viridiplantae; Streptophyta; Magnoliopsida; Solanales; Solanaceae. Gene Ontology annotation, molecular function: protein binding. The record is from RefSeq and is a predicted model, not a curated record. The transcript has 3 exons. Bases 2823 to 3908 code for a protein of 361 amino acids.
UAGUGAGAAGGGUAAAUAUAUAUUUUUUCAUUAACGACAAGAGUAUAUUUGUACCUAAAGUAUGACUGAGGAUAAAUUUGUAUCAUUUAUCAAUGUUUAGUAAUAUAUAUGUACCUUUUCAUUAACGGCAAGAAUAUAUAUUUGUAUCAUUUAUUAAAGUUUAGGAUAAUAUAUUUAUCUUUUUAUUAAUAACAAGAGUAUAUUUAUAUAUUUAUACGAAAGUAUAACGGGGUAUAUCUAUAUGAUUUAUUAAAAUUCAAGGUAUGUUGCACCUUUUCCCUUAUUUAAAUACAUACUUGGAUGACUAUUUUGUAACCUUGUCUCAAACUUACCAAAGCCGCCAAUGGAAUAAGCAGCCGAUACUAACCACAUACACCAUCGAAGAAAAAAAAACACUUCGGUAAGUCAAUUCAUUAUUUUCACUAAUUUAUUUUCGGUUUAGUUCUGUUAACUAAUAAUUUGUAAUUUAUCAUUUUAUUACUACUAAUAAUAAUAAUCCAGUUUUACACCUGAACAAUGCAAUUUUAAUUCAAUAUUGAGUUUUUAAUGAUCUUAAAAUUAACCCAAUACGAAGAUAUGUGUAAAACCAUGUAUAAUUCCUAAUUGGUAUAAUACAUAAACAGACCCGAAACUUAGGCAUCUAGAUACUUCAACGUUAGUUAGGGUUUUUGACCUGAUUUUUUUAUUAUAUUUUUUAUUUUUUAGAAGGAAAAUAAAAGUAGCAUAAUUACUUUUAGUUUUACUGAAGCAAAAAAAAAUAUAAUUCUUUUUUAUAUUUGGCUAACCUCUCUCUGGGUAAGAAAGGUUUUGAUCUUCUCAUACCAUAACAUAAUAGUAUUCACAGUGUAGUCAUUUAAAGAGUCUCGUUUAGGGGAGAUUUUUUCCCAAUAGUAUUUUCUCCUAAUAGUUUUUAAUGUUUUUUGAUAUUAGUUUCAAUAUGUAGGUCACUUGACCAAAUUACAUCAAUAAUAUGUUAUUUAGUAUGUUUUUCUUUGUCGUCUGACCCCACUAUGUAGGUCGUUUGAGAUUGAUGAAUUGCGACUAGGGGUUAAUGAUAAGCUGGAGAUUUGAAGAGAAACCCCGGAGUCUAAAGGUUUCCAGUUGAGUAGGACUAAGACGAAGUACUUGGAGUGCAAGUUUAAUGACUCGAGACUUGAGGAACAGGUGGUAGUAAAGUUGGAUUCUCAGGCGGUUUGCAUGAUGGAUAGUUUUAAGUAUCUUGGGUCUACGAUUCAGGGGAAUGGAGAGAGAUGUGGAUGUCUCUCACCGUAUUGGGGCAAGUUGGUUGAAAUAGAGGCUCGUUUCAGGAAUUUUAUGCGACAAGAAGGUGCCUCCAAGAUUAAAGGCAAAUUUUGUAGAGUUGUAGUCCGGCCUACUAUAUUGUAAGAAGCGGAGUGUUGGCUGGUUAAGAAUUCUCAUGUACAAAAGUUGAAGGUGGCGGAAAUGAGAAUGUUGCAUUGGAUGUGUGGAUUCAAAAGGGCAGACAAGGUUAGGAAUGAAAUUGUUCGGGAGAAGGUGGGAGUUGUAUCAGUGGAGGAUAAAAUGCGGGAAGUGAGGUUGAGAUGGUUUGGUCAUGUGAUGAGGAGGGGCACAGAUGUCUCAGUUCGUAGGUAUAAGAGGUUGGCCUUAGAAGGUUUCAAGCGGGGUAGGGGUAGACCAAAGAAAUACUGGAGAGAAGUGAUUAGAAGUGAUAUGGAGCAGUUACAGCUGACUGAGGAUAUGACCCUGGAUAAGAAGAUAUGAAGGAAAAACAUUAGGAUAGAGGGCUAAGGGUGUGGUUCAGUUGUAGUCAGUAGGUAGGGGAUUUGUGGUGUUCUUUGUUUGGCAAGGUACUUUUUGUGGAUGUCGUAUCUAUGUUAUUUUAUCAUGUUCUAUGCUUUUGAUGUUUUUUGUAUACUGCCUCUUAUACUGCCUUUUAUCUUGAGCCGGGGGUCUAUCGGAAACAGCCUCUCUACCUCGUUAGAGGUAUGGACUGCGUACACUCUACCCUCCCCAAAUCCCACUACGUGGGAAUAUACUGGGUUUGUUGUUGUUGUUUUCUUUGUCGUCUGAAUUAUCACUACGAUAGUUUGCAACUAAUAGCUUCCGCAUGACGCCUUCUCGAUUUCGAACCCAACAUUUAUUGUGUCAUUUGAAUACUCCAACUAACAAAAUAAUCAUCGACACACCUCCAGGGGCGGAUGCAUGUAGUCCUUGUCGGGUGCUUGAGCACCCACUGACCCCGAUAUAUAGUAAAAUCGGUUAUGACACCCAUAAACAAAAGUGAAUGUUGGGUGCUUUGGCUUUGGUGUGGAACUUAAGCACCUUGAUGCCUGAAGAAGUAGCGUCAGUUCGAUUCUUGGUAGCAACACACUUUUUUUCCUUAAAAAAAGUAAGCACCCACAAUCUUGGAUCCGCCCCUGCACACCUCCAAAUUUUAUGUGUCAUGUCAGCAUUUGAUGUGACAAGACACAUGGAGUUGGAGUGUUUAGUUGCCAGUUGAGAUUAAGCUGAGGUGUCUAGAUAUGCACUCUCGAAGUUAGAUUACUUAAUCAAGUAAGAGUGUUUGUUAUGUAUUAUGCCUUCCUAAUUUGGUUCCAAAGGAACGAAGGCGUGUGAAUAUAUGGUUAAACACGAACUCUUAUUGAUAAUUGUUGGUCCCUGCAACUCAUUUUUCCAUAGAGAAAAGCUCAUUUUUUCAGUUAUAGUUAUCAGUUGAUAAUUAUCUAGCAGUGUGUUAUCCUAUCUUGUUAUAUGCUUGUGUUUUUUGUUUGUUAUACUGUUAUGUGUCUAAGCCAGGGGGUCUAUCGGAACAACCUCUCUACUUCAUUUGAGGUAGUGGUAUGGCCUGCGUACAUUUUAACCUCCCAGACCCCACUUUGUGGGAAUACACUGGUAUGGAUAUAGCUCAUUGUCACCUUGAUGGAAAUGCUGAUGCUGUGGAGUUUUGUCCACACGAAUCUUUUGACAACAUUCUAGCUGCCUGCACGUAUACUUUACAAGAAGGAGAUCAACCUCGUAGAACCGGUAGUAUAUCGCUUUUUGAUGUUGAUGCUGAUUCCAGUCGGCUUAGUUUGAUACAUAGAGUACAAACAGCCGGCAUUUUUGAUAUAAAAUGGAGCCCAUUUGGGGCAACUGUUGGUCCACUACUUGCUCAAGCUGGUGCUGACGGUUAUGUUAGAGUUCACAAACUUGAAUCUUGUUCCGAUGAAUCACAAGUUCCUGGGAAUAGUUUACUGGAGGUAAGCGAUGAACAAGUCAGUUCCUCUAUGUGCUUGUGUAUAGACUGGAAUCCAUCAGCUACAUCCCUCGCCGUGGGGCUUUCAGAUGGAUCAGUCUCGAUAAUUUCAUUCCUUGAGUCUCAACUGAGCAUUUCCAGAGACUGGAAAGCGCAUGACUUUGAACUUUGGGCUGCCUCUUUUGAUAUCCAGCAACCACAGCUGGUGUACACAGGUUCAGAUGACUGCAAAUUUAGUUGCUGGGAUAUGCGAGAUGAGCCCAACUUUGCAUUCCAAAACAGAAAAGCUCACACAAUGGGGAUUUGCUGCAUUACUAAGAGUCCAAGUGACCCUUAUACCUUACUCACUGGGAGCUAUGACGAACAUCUAAGGGUAUGGGAUGUAAGAUCAAUCGCAAAACCUGUACAUGAGACGUCAAUCUCCUUGGGUGGAGGGGUUUGGAGAAUUAAGUAUCAUCCUUCUGUACCGGACCUGGUCUUGACCGCUUGUAUGCACAAUGGAUUUGCAGUUGUCAAAGUUAAAGACGAUAAAGCUGAAGUACUUGAAACCUAUAACAAACAUGGUUCCCUGGCAUAUGGAGCAGAUUGGCAAAGAGGAUGUUUAGGGAGGAAGAAUAAUGUCAUUGCUACUUGUUCAUUUUAUGACCGGCUUCUUCGUGUAUGGAAGCCAGAAGGCGAUAUUCAAGAAUGACCCUAUGUUCUAGGUAGAAUAUGACCCUGAGGUCACGGGUUCAAACCUUGGAAACAGCCUCUGGCAGAAAUGCAAAGAUAAGACUGCGUACAAUACACUCUUGUGGUGGGGCCCUUCCUUAGACCCUACGCAUAGUGGGAGCUUUAGUGCACCGGGUUGCCCUUUAGCCGGCCAAACGAUUAGGAUCUUCAGUUUACUCUACUACAACUGUCAUUUUGAAACUUUUAUAAAAGGUAUUCCGGUACAAGCUCCUUCUACCUAUACCCUAUACCGCAGUUGAAGCACCUAAAGGGGAAUUUGGUGUCUUAUGUUGUAGCAUUGUUUUUAGUUUGAGAUGAGAAUAGAUACAUAGUUUCUUAA